Dermochelys coriacea (leatherback sea turtle) is the source of this 4777-nucleotide messenger RNA. Its product is annotated as zinc finger BED domain-containing protein RICESLEEPER 3-like. The coding region runs from base 670 to 1950 and encodes 426 amino acids. The transcript has 5 exons. The record is from RefSeq and is a predicted model, not a curated record. NCBI's taxonomy places the organism in Eukaryota, Metazoa, Chordata, Testudines, Dermochelyidae. Gene Ontology annotation, molecular function: DNA binding.
CCUCUAACUAGCUAAGUGAUAAGAAUAACCUAAAUUCUUAGAGUAUAGGUCUUUACAGACAGGCCUGAAUAUCUAUAUCCUAACAAGCAUCUCUUCCAAAAAGUCAUCCAGUCUUGAUGGGAAGACUUCACGAGAUGGAGAAUAUGGAGGUUACUUAUCUGUAACUGAAGAUUCUUUGAGAGAUGUGGUCUCUAUCUAUAUUCUACAUGAGGAUAUGCAUGCACUCCAUGAGACAGAUUUCUAGUAAUUAGUGUCCACUGGUCUGUGCCUGCAAAGUUGUCCUCCUUAUGCUCCGAACCGAAGGCAUAAAGGGUAGUGCGGACCGACACCUCUCCAGUUUCCCUUCUUACCACGACUCAGAAAGAUCCAAAGCAGAGGGGAAGGAGGGCAAGUAGUGGAAUACAGAUAUGGAUCUGUAUCUUGAAGCAUCUCCAAUUACAGGCAAAAUGCCAAAGCUCGUCUGAUAUCAAGAAAGUGAAAUCUUCUCUCCUCUUUGGAAGUAUGAGGUUUUGGAAAGAAUACUCGUAGGUUCUGAAGAAAAAGACACAGAGGUAGUUACAGGCACAGGAUUCCAGCUCAGACCAUGUGGCAGUGAGAAGCAACUGGAGAGGCGCUGAUCCACUAGUGACCUCAGUUCAGAGCACAAGAAGGGCUACUGCACAGAGCGAAAUGGCAGAUGUGAACUCCAAGAGGGCAUCUCAGUUGUUGCAGAAAUCUAUUAAGCCAGAGGACAACGGAGGGGACACACAGCCCAAAGAGGAGAUAAUAGAAGAGCAGUCUCUCCCUGUUAUCACUCAAUCCUACCCUCAGACAGUGCAAGUGACUUUGGGAUUUCUCCUCCUCACAGAGGAAAUAUCGAUGGUGUUCAACACCUACAACAUGGCAGCCAACCUUGGCCCAGCUUCCAGAAGGAAGAGGGAGAAAGGGGCAAAUCACGAUGGCACAAGCACCUCCCUCUAUGUUGACCGCCGCAAGUCCAAGGUGUGGAACUAUUACACCAAGCUGGGAGAUGCCUAUGUCGAGUGCAACGUCUGCAAGAAGCAGCUUUCCUUUCACAACAGUACCACCACCAUGCGGGAGCACCUGGUCAGGAAGCACAGCAUUCGUGACACUUUGCUCUCGCAGCUGAAGGAUGACCAGGCUUCUGAGUCUGACUGCAUGGCUCAGGAGAACAUGAUAAAGAGGUCCCGGCAGAUGACACCGGAAAACUACCUGUACCAUGCCGCGUCCUGCUCGGAACCAAGGACUGAUGUGAUUCUGGAACUGGUGCUUGAGAUGAUAUUUCGUGACCUCCAUCCUCUUUCCGUGGUGAAAGACAAGGGUUUUGGCCUCCUCAUCGGGUAUCUAGAGCCUAAUUUUACCCUUCCAUCUCCUAUUCAGCUUUCCAGCAUGCUGUGGCAUAGAUACAAUGUGGUGAAGCAACACCUGGAGCGCUAUUUGCAAACAGCCCAGUCCAUAGUCAUCUGCGUGGAGUUCUGGGUGUCCCAGCCCAGCCAGACAUACUUGACAAUCACAGCUAACUUCAUCGAUGGGGAGUGGCGCCGGGCAAGAUGUAUCCUGGAAACCCAGCCAGUGCAUGAGACUAAAGGGGAGGGUGAUUUAGGAGAGAAGCUCUACAGCAUCCUGACAGAGUUUGGGUUGUCGAAUAAGUCCAUUUUCUGUGUGAUGCACGACAGCCUGGAGAACACAGUGAUGAAUUCGCAGCCCGCUCAAAAGGGCUUAUGGCUGGACCAGCCUGUGCUGUGCUGCCCACAUGCUGCACCUGUGCAUCAAGGCAGGGUUGGAGGUCGGGCAGGUGCAAGAGGCUCUGACUGCCGCCCGGGGCAUCGUGAGCUACUUCCAACAGGACGCGAAAGCCACCUGCUCGCUGAACAGCAAGCUGGAAGCCAUCAACAAGACCAAGUUGAAGUUGGUGAUGGACGUGGGAUCUCGCUGGAUAACUACCAUUGAGAUGUGUGAGAGCCUCCUGGACCUCAAAUGGGCUAUCAUGUCUCUGCUGGAGGAACAUCCCAAAGGGACAUUGGCUGUGCAGAACUUAGCUGACCACCAGUGGAAGCUCUUGCAGGACCUGGUGCCAGUCAUGAGGACGAUUAAGAUCGCCACAUCGUUCUUGCGUGAGGAGCAGAACAUCUCCAUCUCUUCUCUGAUGCCUUGCAUCCACGGUAUCGUCGCUGCCAUUGGGCAGCAGUUGGAAGAGUCCAGUGAUAUCAUCAAGAUGGUGGUAGGUAAUAUCAGGUCAGAGCUGAUGCAGCGCUGGAAUAUAUCGGAGGAUGAGAAGGUGCUGGAAAGCCCCGCGAUUAUUGCCUCGUUUCUAGACCCUCGUUUCAAGGAGAUGAGGUUCCUGAGUCCCAACCUGAGGAGUGAGCUGCAUAAGAAAGUCAAAAAUAUGCUAUCACAGGUCUUCAACCACCAGUCCCCACCUUCUCCCCAGUUCUGGGUGCCGAAUUCAGAUUACAAAGCAGAAGUAGGAGAAGCAGGGGGUCAGCUGUCUGCUCAUAAAGACAGAGGCCCAAGUGGCCAGUCCCAGAGCAUGUAUGACAUCCUUUUGGGGAAAGAUCCAACGGAGAGCAUGCCUGAAAUCCAUCAGCAACUAGAGAAUUACAUCGUGGAACCUCUCUGCAAACGCAGCACCAACCCACUGGACUGGUGGAAAACCAAUGAGCACCGCUUCCCCGCUGUGGCAAGAUUAGGCAGGCAGUACCUUGCCAUACCAGCCACUGUUGUGCUGCCAGACCAGGCCUUUGCUGCCAACGAGAGCACCCUGGAGCAUCGGAGAGCAGUCCUCACCCCUGAAAAUCUGGACCAAAUUCUGUUCUUGCACCAAAAUUUUGAUUUUUUAGAAUCAAUGAGAAACAGUAAUGAGAUGCGGGGCAGAAAUCUGCAUGCCCAGUAUUAAAAUGCAGUGGGGGUGGGGCUGAGUACAGAGGUGAUGCCUAACGUUGUUUAACGCUUCCCUACCUUCUGGGUGGGAUUUUGGAAAGGUGUCUGCCUAACUUCAUUCCCACUGAAAUUAUCCUUUGAUGUCAAUGGGAGCACAGUUAAGCCAAUGCUGAGUGUUUUCCAAAAUCCUCCCUACAUGUACAACUAACACUGUUUUUGUAACCACUUUGUGAUAGUUUCAUCCAACUCAAAUACAAUAUAAUUCCAGAGCAGAAAGAAAAUGUAAGUUCUACCAAUCUGGACUUCUUAGCAUUACCUCUGAAUUUGGCCCUAGGGCAUGCUAGUAAAAUCCUUAAGGAUAUAAAAAUUCUCACUGUAGCAACCUUUUUACAAAACAAAGUUCAAAUAUAUUAAUAUAUAUAAAUGUUCUCCACUGCUGCAUGGAUCCUACUACUACAUAGUCAAAAGCUGUGAGUUUUUAUGGAACAGGCCACUGUCCACUAUUUUGAGAUGUUAUUUAAGUUGCACUGAUAUUAAAAGUUUCAGUCCUCAGAGCUACUCUCCUCUUCUGCAAUAGGUUGUUCCUGGUAACAGAGAGAAGCAGAUGGAAAUUGUUCACCUAGGGCAGCCCUUAACACAUCAUCCAAUGGGUCACUAGACUGGAAGACAGAUCCUGUCUGUUGCCAGUUUUCAGAGCGUAUGCAUGGCUUGGUUGGGAGGAGAGAUAGCAGACAACCUCCCAGAAGUUCCACAUAAAGGGCCGGAGCCUCAGCUAGUACAAUACAUCAACGGAGCUAUGCCGAUUUACAUCAGCUGAUGACCUGGCCCGUAAACUUGAUUCUUCACUCACACACCAGUUUUAAAGCCAUGUAACUCUAUCUUCAGUGGAGAUACUCCUGACUUACACUAGUCUAAACAUCUGAAGAAUUGGAUUAUAGUAAUUUUGCAUUAGUUUACUUAAAGGCGGAUUUUAAACUACUUCAAGCCCCUGCAUGGACACUCUUAAUUCGGUUUAAACUGGUUUACAUCAAUUUUUCUUGCGUUGGUAAAUUUACAGGCACAAGUUAAAUCAGUAUGACCAGUUUUAAACCAGUACAAGAGUAUCUAUAGGGUUUGCACCUGUUUAACUAAACCAGUUUUUAACCUUUUUUUAGUUAAACCAGUGAAAAUUCUGUGUGUAGACAAGGCUUGGGUGAGUGACAGGCUUCAAAGUAAAGAGCACAUUGAGAUGAAUGGAGGCAAGUCAUGCCAAUGCCCUGUUCGAGGCCUUCUGUUUGCACUCUCAGAAGACAGCUGGUCAUAUUUAAGGGUUUCCUUUAAGGCUAGAAAGCUUUCUUUCAUCUUUAACCUUUUUUAAAAAAAUAACACCUUAAAUUAUACAGAAGCUAAUGGGAAAACUUCCAGGGAAAUUGUCUACUUGCCAUGGGUAAGUAUGUUUGUCAAGCCCUUGACCUGAACAUUGCUGCUUUAGUAAGAGGCGCUACAAGAGCAUUUUGACUAGUGUGAGGAAGGAUUUCAUCAUCCAGCCUCGCAAAACAGCCACCAACCCAACAACAAAAUAUAUUUCCAGUUCCCACACAAUGAUGGUUGGGGGAAAACCCUAGUUAUAUUUUACUUGCUGUCCAAGCAAAAGAAAUCCAGUAACAACUCAACUUUGCAGUUUUUUAAGAUUGUAUUGCUUCUGCAAACAAAAAGUGAUAGACAAAACCGGUGCAAUAAUUUACGACCUGCUAUGGUGCUUUAACAUAUUCUGGGAUAUUAAAGUGGGACUGCUAGACAGCUGAUAAGAUUUAUGGCAGAUCAAACAGACCUUUAGUUCCGUUGCUGGAUCUUUUGCCACUCUCAUCACUGUAGUAUCUGAGUGUCUUCCAGUGAUAAAAUAAACAAGGGACUAACA